GAGCAGCUCUGAUCGAUUUACACUGAUAGGACUUUCUGCCCUAAAGUCUAUCCCCGGCAUUAUCUUCUACGCCAGCGUGACGCCACAUGCACAUCAGGAUGGACCCCGCCUACUGCAUUAUUCUUUGCACAUGGUUCACUAUUUGGACAAGAAUGCAGGCACAGGCAGCAGCUCUUCCAGAAUUUUCUGGUGAAGUGAGCUCAUCUGCGGAGCACCCAGAAUUUCAGAAAUUUUUGAUAAACAGCCGGAGGUUAACGGACAAGAUCCAGAAAGAGAUCAAAGUCAUCCAAAGGAGUUUGGUUCACAGCCAAUAUGAAGAGGAGAAGUUGGCAUUCAUGGAAGUCAGACUGCAGAUCCCUAAGGUGCACUUAAAAGAGUGCAUGUCUCGAGCUUUCCACUUGGAAACCUGUCUGGAAAGGGCAAAGGCUGGCCUGCAGAUGUUCCUGGACCACCUCCCUAUAGUGCAGAAGCAGUCACCAGAAACCCAGGAGGUAGAAACUUUGAAAGCAGACCUCAGGGACCUUCUCAAUGCCUUUAGCCAGCAGGUGACCAUCCACUCCCUACCUCAGAUUGAAUAUCCUCAUCAGCCAGUACCCACGUUUUCCAAUCAGUUUGAUGAACAGAUUGGCACUCACAUCAUCCUCAAUUACAUGACCCGCUUUAUGAAUGACAUGUACCGCAGUCUACGGAGCCUCAUAAGGAGCUAAUGGGAUUGUGCCAGACUGGAAUUUUAGAGACAUAUGUUUCUUCAUACUGUGUAUGGCUCAUAAUUUAUUUAUGAUUCAUAAUUUAUUUGUUGCACCAGCACUGAAUUUAAAUGCACAGCUAUAUUUAUAUUUCUAUUUAUUUUAAUAUUCAUAGGAAAAACAAUGCAAGUUAGAUGUGAAUAUUUGUUAAGAUGUUUCUCUGAAUCUCUGCUGUCUGCUGAGUGAUAUUACUCAUGUCACAGUUAUCGGACGUGUUGUAAAUGGAACUAUUUAUACCCAUGAGAGAGAAAGCAUGUAAAUUAAUUAUGGCAUUAGGCAUCAUGGGUGGCAUGGUGAUACAGUACUUAAGGCCUACUGCACCACACCUCCAAGUGCUGCCCAGGUCCCAGAAUAGAGCUGGCCCAUUCACCAUCUGUGCAGCGUUUGAACAUUCUCCCUGUGUCCCUGUGGGUUUUUGACCCAUGCAAAUUAGGUGAGUGAGUGAUUUGAAAUUGUUCUGAUGUGAAUGAGUGUGCCCUGACUUAUUCAAGUUCCGUUCUUGCCUUGAACCUGAUGCUGCUGCUG
This is a messenger RNA of Erpetoichthys calabaricus (reedfish), 1271 nucleotides long. RefSeq names its product myelomonocytic growth factor-like. Bases 87 to 707 code for a protein of 206 amino acids. The transcript is spliced from 5 exons. Gene Ontology annotation, molecular function: cytokine activity. The record is from RefSeq and is a predicted model, not a curated record. Gene Ontology annotation, cellular component: extracellular region. NCBI's taxonomy places the organism in Eukaryota, Metazoa, Chordata, Cladistia, Polypteriformes, Polypteridae. Gene Ontology annotation, biological process: positive regulation of myeloid cell differentiation; immune response.